UGGGUCAUGUGACCUGUGUGGACCAAUCAGGUGGCGGCGGUGGCUAGGCUCAAGCAGCCAUUGUUGAGCGCCGCGUCACCGCCCUCUAUCUCAUAUUAUCAUGGCGUCUGGUGGUCAUCCCGCCCUUCACGCCCGCCAUCACACACCCACGCCCAUCAAUAGAGGGUAUUACAACACUCUUGUUGCUCCGUCUCCCACCAUAACUCUACACUUGGCUCUAUAAUGUGAGCGUGGCGUCUCCCCCUCACAAGCUGAGGCAGCCAUAACUCUACAACCAUAAGCAAAAUACUUCUAAGUUUGAUGUUUUAUAAUGUAUAUGGUGAGAGUGGAUGGUAGGAGAGGAGUGUGUGGUUGUAGAGUGGUUGUAGAGUGUUGUUCGAGUGGUUGUAGAGUGGUGUUAGAGGUGCAGGAGGGAGGAGCGUGUUAGUGGUGCGCGGCUCCCGGCGCCUCUCACCUUCUUCUACCCGCCAUUUUGAAACCAAAGCCGUUAUGGCCGACGCCACAAGCAGUGUGGGUAAAGUUUUGUGGUGAUUAUGGUGGUUGGUGAGUGAGUGUCGCCUGCCCACCUGUGCCACUACCUGCCACACACAUCACACAACCUACAUAAACCAUCAACUACCUUAUAAGUGACGCCAUUAAGUUGAAAAUAGUGUGUGAAGUGAGGGACGCUACGAGCGCCCUCCCCAGACCUGCUCAGUGUUUGUUGUCACUACCAUAAUUCUCACCUUCCCCUACAUAUACGUGCAUCCUUGCUAUUGCAAAAGCAAGUUUAUGUGGCAUUAUGAAAAACUGAAUGCAAUACAAGUGUCAGUAAGUGUUGUGUGAGGGAAAAAGUGCAAGUGAAGGGUUGUCCAGGCCACUGGAGCUAUAUUUUACAAAGGCAGUUUAGCGUUAUGUAAUAUUAAGUGAGAAUACGUUGUUUGAGGCACCAGUGAGGAGUGCCACAGUGCCAGGCAACACGUAGUGAUGUGCAAGACUUUGUUAUGACUGCUCAACAUAACAAGUGUCUUAGUGAAUGAUGCAACACUACUAGGGGACAUAACCAUGGAGGAGACAAACGGAGGAGGUAUGCAGGUGGACUCUCCCCCUAAGGUGGGAGGGACAAUUGAGCCUCCACCAAGAGAGGAACCUGUUAUUGAUCCCAUUAAUGGUAUCGUGCAACCUCCAUUCACUCCACCCCCACAUAGACCUGGGCGUAUCACGAACCAGCUCCAAUAUAUUCAAAAACAAGUGAUGAAAACUGUUUGGAAACACCAGUUUGCCUGGCCAUUUCAUCAGCCAGUUGAUGCGAUGAAGCUCAAUUUACCAGACUACCAUAAAAUUAUUAAGCAUCCUAUGGACUUAGGUACUAUUAAAAAACGUCUUGAAAAUAAAUAUUAUUGGAGUGCUAAAGAGUGUAUACAGGACUUUAACACUAUGUUUACUAAUUGUUAUGUGUAUAAUAAGCCUGGCGAAGAUGUAGUGUUAAUGGCACAGACGCUAGAAAAGAUAUUUUUAACAAAAGUGGCUGCCAUGCCAAAGGAUGAAGUUGAAGUGGAAGAUGCCACAAGCAAAGGUGGCAAAGGCCGCAAAGGUCGGACCCCAGUUGUGCCAGGGACAAAGCCACCUAGGCCUCCUGUUAAUACAUCUGCCCCAUCUGUUACUACUACAACCUCAGCCCCAGCAGUUACAGCAUCCCCGGCCAUGAGUGCUGUUACUGUAGGGGGCAUGACUAGCACUAGCUCACCGGCUCUUUCUAACUCCAUAUCCUCGCCACCAACGGCCACUACCAUGGGGUCGUCUCAACUGCCAUUGCCCAUAAGAGUAACCACUCCUCCAACUACAACUACAGUGCUGGGCUCCACUGCUCAGCCCACCGUCCCAGCGCCUACAUCUACUAACUCCUUUCCACCAGUUUCACUAGGAGGGCCGAUCCAAGGCUUCCCCCCUCAUCCCACUCCAGCCCCCAAUCAUCCUAACCCUCCUACAACUAUAGAUGGUUGGAAUCAGAAUGAUGCUCAGAAAGGUGUAAAGAGGAAAGCAGAUGCUAUGGCUCCAAUGAUUGGCAACUCCACUCUAGACCCAUUUUCACAAGGGUUAGGGGAAAAAAUGGGCAAGAUAUCAUCUCGGAGAGAGUCAGGAAGACAGAUCAAGAAAGUCAACAAGGAUUUACCAGAUUCUCAGGUAACCUUGAGGGAAGCAACUCAGCCACAACAUAGCACGAAACCAAAAGGAAAGGUUUCUGAGUCUUUUAAAAAUUGCAACGAAAUUCUCAAAGAUCUUUUUUCUAAAAAGCAUUCGGUAAGUGUUAUAUUUCAGCAUAUGUAGUAUUGUCUCUCAAAAAUGUAGCGCA
This is a messenger RNA of Cherax quadricarinatus, 2332 nucleotides long. The record is from RefSeq and is a predicted model, not a curated record. NCBI's taxonomy places the organism in Eukaryota, Metazoa, Arthropoda, Malacostraca, Decapoda, Parastacidae.